Nicotiana tabacum (common tobacco) is the source of this 350-nucleotide messenger RNA. The record is from RefSeq and is a predicted model, not a curated record. NCBI's taxonomy places the organism in Eukaryota, Viridiplantae, Streptophyta, Magnoliopsida, Solanales, Solanaceae.
AUGUUGAAAGAAUUUGAUGUGUCUCAUUUGACUCGAGUCAGUUCUCCUUUGGAUCCUGCCUUCAAGCUUCAAGCUGAUGAUGGAGAAUAUCUGCAAAACCCAACUAUAUUUCGUCAUCUGGUCGGAAAGCUAAAUUAUUUAACAAAUACUAGACCAGAUCUUUCUUUUGUUGUACUCACCCUCAGUCAAUACAUGCAGAAGCCAUGUGUGUCUCAUCUCUCUGCUGCUUUACGAGCACUCAAAUACCUCAGUUCGGCUCCGGGACAAAGCAUUCUUCUUUCAGCCGAGGCAUCUUUUUCCUUGCUUGCAUUCUGUGAUGCUGAUUGGGCUUCCUGCAAGGAUUCAAGAAG